This is a messenger RNA of Pyrus x bretschneideri (Chinese white pear), 606 nucleotides long. RefSeq lists its product as uncharacterized. NCBI's taxonomy places the organism in Eukaryota, Viridiplantae, Streptophyta, Magnoliopsida, Rosales, Rosaceae. The record is from RefSeq and is a predicted model, not a curated record. The transcript has a single exon. The coding region runs from base 1 to 606 and encodes 201 amino acids.
AUGAAAGAUUAUUUUAUCGAGCGUCUGAGAUUUCCUGCUCAUGAUUUUCGGAGGCGGUUUUGGAUGAGGAGAGAGCUUUUUGAAAGCAUCUUGAAUGCAGUUGUUAAUCAUGACUACUACUUUGCAAUGAGGCUAGAUGCCGCAGGCCGACAAGGUCUAUCACCUCAUCAGAAACUCACAUCUGCUUUUUGCAUGCUAGCUAAUGGGUGCUCUGCAUACUCAACUGACGAGUAUUGCCGACUUGUAGAAAGUACUGCUAUUGAGAACCUAAAGCGCUUUUGUAAGGCAAUUGAAGGCAUAUAUGGAGCCACAUACCUCCGCAACCCAAAUCGUGAAGACUUGAAGAUGCUUCUACGUAAGGCGGACAAAAGAGGCUUCCCUGGCAUGAUAGGAAGUCUCGAUUGUAUGCAUUGGGAGUGGAAGAAUUAUCUUACUGCUUGGGCUGGCCAAUUCAAAGGCCAUCAUGACAAGCCAACCAUCGUGCUCAAGGCUGUGGUGUCUUACGACACAUGGAUUUGGCAUGCUUUCUUCGGCGCUCCUGGAUCAAACAACGAUAUCAACAUUCUUUGGUCUUCUCCUUUGUUCGAUCAUGUUGUUAAUGGAUAA